AUGUCUAAGGAAGCCAUUUUCUUCUACCAGUUUGCAGUAGACUCUCAGGUGUUCUUCAAGUCCAAGUACACAUAUGCACUUGUCAAUCUUAAGCCAUUGGUGCCGGGCCAUGUCCUCGUUGUGCCUUUAAGAACUGGAGCCAUUCGCUUUGGUGACUUGACACCGCAAGAGUCAAUGGAUUAUAUGACGUCGUUGCAACUCAUCCAGGGUCUCAUUUCCAAGGUUUAUAAGGCCGAUUCUCUCAAUAUUGCCAUUCAAGAUGGACCUGAAUCUGGCCAAUCUGUGCCGCAUCUCCAUACUCACUUGAUUCCAAGGUAUAAGACCGAUAAGUACGACGACAGCAUCCACACGCAAUUGGAACUGAAGGAUUUAGCGGCGGAAUACGCAGAUUUCUUUGCAAGGAAGGAGAAGUUUCAGCAAUCGCUGAAAUGGACGUCUACUCCAGAUGACCAAAGGUAUCCUAGAACUAGCGAAGAGAUGGCCAAAGAGGCUGCGUGGUUAAAGGAAGAGUUGGCUAAGUAUGUGAACGAGAAGAAUUAG
Molecule: messenger RNA, 540 nt
Organism: Sungouiella intermedia
Lineage: Eukaryota; Fungi; Ascomycota; Pichiomycetes; Serinales; Metschnikowiaceae
Source: the annotation of a GenBank genome assembly